AUGGAUUUUUUAAGUACUCAUUCAUUACGAAAUUUUUAUAGAGUGGGCGAAAACAAACCUUCGCUUGCAAAUCUACUUCAAUGUCCAUUUUGUUGUAUACCACUCGACGAAAUGAAUAGAAAUGUCCAUUUGUUUUUUUGUCUUAGUUGUUUUUUACAAAGUAUUGGUUGCGAUGUGACUAAAUUCUGUAAUCAAUUUAAUUAUUUAUUAAAGCAAGAUACCUUUAUUGAAGAAAUUAUAACUAGAAAAAGAAAAAACCGAGAUGAAACUAAUAACGAAGAAAAUAACAGCAGCAAUAGCACUAACAGUAACAAUAGUAACAUUAAAAACAAUAUAAAUAAUAAUAAUUUAAUUAAUAGUAAUUCUUUAAAUAAUAUAAAUAAUAUAAACAGUAUUUUAAAUAAUAAUAAUAAUAAUAAUAGUAAUAGUAGUAGUAGUAGUAGUAGUAAUAAUAAUAACAACAACAACAGUAGUGUUCGUAGAGUUUAUCCACGUCAAACAGUUGUAAGAGGUAGAAUCCUUUUUGAUGACAAUAGUAAUGAUGAAGACGAUGAUACCCAUCGUAAAAGUAUUCCACGUAGUUUAGCUCCGAAUGUAGCAUCAGCAUCAAUAGGAUCGAUCGUGUCAAGUAAUGAUGAAGGAGAUGGAAUGGUUGAGGUUUACUAUAACCACAAAUUUUUAACUGAGGAAAAUAUAAAGAGAAUCAUACACCUGACAGAUGAUAGCAAAGUGUGCUUGGCGAUCAACUGCCACAAACCUGUUACUGGUAGAAAUAAAAACAACGUCAUAUUUUAUGUCAAUGGCCAUGUAUUCAUAUUGUGCGAAACCAGUUCUCAUUGUAAAGAUGGUAUACUGAAGCGUGGAUUUGAUCAAGUUUUUCAAUAUUGUUUAGAAAAAAAGAAGAUACCCAUUCACGGCUACAAUGAAAUCACACCAAAUGUCGGUCUAUGUGCAUUGGAGAUUGCUAAAAAACGAUGCUAUUACAAUAGCCCUCCAAGAAGAGAUCUUUACAUUUUUGCUCCAACGAAUCCAAACCAAACAUACCAUUUUUGUUCAACAAAGUGUCUUGUUGAUCUAUUAGAAUUCACAUCAACCAGUUCAUGGAAUACUUUUCCAGAGACAUGGGCCAAAAGAGUUUCAAAAAGGUUUUCAAAUCUUGGUGAUACAUGUACAAUACAACAACAAAUAAAUCCAAUAUCAACAACAACCACAGCAAACCAACUACCCAAUAAUAAUAAUAAUAAUAAGAACCCCAACAAACCAAAAUAA
Molecule: messenger RNA, 1269 nt
Organism: Dictyostelium purpureum
Lineage: Eukaryota; Evosea; Eumycetozoa; Dictyosteliales; Dictyosteliaceae
Exons: 1
Coding region: 1-1269 (422 amino acids)
Source: RefSeq, a predicted model, not a curated record